Messenger RNA from Sphenostylis stenocarpa, 1413 nucleotides. The record is from the annotation of a GenBank genome assembly. Lineage: Eukaryota; Viridiplantae; Streptophyta; Magnoliopsida; Fabales; Fabaceae.
AUGGCCUCUCUCUCCCUUCUUGUUCUGUUCCUUUUGUUUGCUUGUGGAAUGGUGGGAAUGGGGAGCAAUAUACACGGGGAAGAAAUGGUAAUGGAAGAGGAGGAGUUGUUGGGGUUGUUUGAAGUGAUGGAUGCUCUUGUGGAUGACCCUGACUGGGCACAAGCACACCCUCAACCGUGUACUGACACCCCAUGGCCUGGAGUUGAGUGUGAAGUUAGCAAUGACCCACCCGUUUUUCAUGUCACAAAGAUUCACAUUGGUCCUGAUAUACUCUCCCCACCUUGCAAGUCUUCUGCUUACCUUUCUGAGUCCCUGCUGAAACUCACUUAUUUGAAAACACUUUCAAUUUUUAACUGUUUUGUUGCUUCACCCGUCAAUCUAUCCUCAACCCUCUUUGGUUCUUUCUCUACCUUAGAACACCUGGCAUUGCAGUCUAAUCCAACACUCUCUGGAGAAAUACCUCCAAGUUUGGGAGGUGUUACUAGUCUUAGAGUCCUGAGCCUGUCUCAGAACAGUUUCGAGGGAAACAUUCCAAGACAGAUUGGCGGUUUGGUGAGUUUGGAGCAACUUGACCUGAGUUACAAUAAUUUCACUGGUCAAAUCCCCAAGGAAAUUGGAGAUUUAAAUAGUAUUGCCAUUUUAGAUCUCAGUUGGAAUGAAAUUGAAGGGAGACUUCCUAGUUCACUUGGACAACUUCAAGUUCUUCAGAAGAUGGAUUUGAGCUCAAACAGGCUUACAGGAAAAGUACCUCCUGAUAUAGGAAACCUCAAGAGGUUAGUCUUGCUUGAUCUGAGUCACAAUUUUUUUGGUGGGCCAAUUCCUGAAACCCUGUCAAACUUAGAGCUUUUAGAAUAUUUUCUCAUUGACGACAACCCCAUCAAAUCAGAGAUACCUCACUUCUUUGGGAACCUUUGCAAGCUGAAGUCAGUGAGCUUCUCAGGGUGUGGCUUGAUUGGCUCCAUACCCAAUUCCUGGUCAUCUCUGAAGAACCUUACAGCUCUCUCCCUUGAUAACAAUAGUCUUAGUGGACCAGUUCCUCCAAAUCUAGGUUUGCUCCCUAACUUGGAUCAACUGAACAUGAGCCAGAACAUGCUGAAUGGUGUUCUUCAGCUCCCUGAUGAGUUCAUUAGAAAACUUGGUAAAAGGUUGGAUGUUAGAGGAAACACUGAACUUUGUAUCAGCGAUCAGCCAAAGAAGAACCUGUCUUCAUAUUUGGAAAUCCCCUCUUGUGUAAAUACCAAGCCAAGAAAUGGCAAAUCUUUCGCUGAAGGAGCACCAGAAGAUCCAGCAGGAAUCCAGCCAUCAUUCUACCAAAGCAACAUAAGUUCAAGUUCGUCACGGCUGGAUGUAGAAGCCAUGUUUGUUUCCUUGGUUUUAUAUUUUACCAUUAGUUUCCUGAAUUUGUUUUUGUAA